AUGGAAGAAGAUCGGCCUCCGACAUCAGAAGUGGGAUCGGAAGAGCAGAUGCUUGAAGAGGAAAACUUGCGAAGCACUGGUCGAAAUACAUUGAUGAGUGGAUCCGUUACAUUAAGUGAUAUGGAGGCUUUCUUUUCAAAACUUAUGAGUAACACUUCUGGGACAUUAAAUGCGUUGCCAAAUCUUGUUCGAUUUGACCCUGAUGAUGUUGAUGCAGAUAUAGAAGGUUGGUGCAAUGUAAAUGAAAUAAUUGUCAGAAGCAAACGCUUGGAUGGUACUGAUUUGUUAUUGGCGCUCACGCGUGCGCUACGCGGACGCGCUGCAUCGGUCUUAAUGAAGCUGAAGUCAGAUCAAAUUACUUGGAAUUACGUUAAAGAUCUUCUUCUUUCAAAGUUUUCUAAACCAAUGAUGAUGCAGGAUUAUUUUGAUCGUAUACUGAAAUUUCAAAUAAACCAAAAAGAGACCGCAGCUGAUGCAGCUGUUCGCCUCUGGGGAUUGAUAGAAGCUGUGCCCAAAUUGCAUAUGUCUGAAGAAGUUAUCGUUGGUUUUGCUAUAUCCAUAUUAUCGCAUCAUGAUCAAACCAUACGGCGUGAAUUAAAUGCGAACAUCAUUUCCACACGUUCUCAACUGUGCCGAAUAUUGCGUGGAAUUACUUUAAAACGACGACAUGAUGAAACUGAAACUGAUGAUAACAAACGUCUGCGUCCCUCUGUGUCAGCAACUUUGUCAGCGUUUCGAGGAUCAUGUCACCGCUGUGGGGAAAUGGGGCACAAGUCUUUCAGUUGUCCGCAGAAUAGAAGAGACUCAUCUUUGUCAACUUUACAAUCCAGCAAUCAUAAACCAACAGCGCGUCAAGAGGAUAAACGUCUUCCUAUUUGUUAUAUUUGUUCGAAGAGUGGACACCUUGCUAACUCCUGUCCUGAGAAGAGAGAAAACAAAGGAAAGUCUAUCACGAAGGAAGUGAACUUAUGCGAUAGAAAAGCAGCUCAAGGUAUAUUGGACAUCUCUGGCAAAAGUUUUCCUUUUAUUUUUGAUUCUGGUUCCGAAUGUUCGCUCAUGAAAGAGAGUGUAGCGUCGAAUGUUAAUGGUAAAAUCACUCGAAAUCGAAUUAUUCUUGUAGGCAUUGGAAAAUCAGACAUUGCUAGUGUGAAACACAUUCAAACUGAAGUAAAAAUUCGAAAUUUGUCCUUAAUUGUAAUAUUGCAUGUAAUUCCUGAUGACUGUUUGAAUGAACCGAUUUUAUUAGGAAGAGACAUUCUUUCUAUGGGGAUUUCUGUUCAAAUGGGUUUACAAGGCUUGGAAAUUUUUCCCUGUAAAAUUUCUAACAUUUGUGACAAAUCAAAUUACAUUUCAAAUUCAUUGCAGUUAGAUACUGAUUUGUUUGGAGAUAACAAAGAAACCCUCUUGAAUAUUUUGUCGCGUUAUUCUACCCACUUUGUAGAGGGAAUACCUAUCACACGUGUUAAAACAGGUGAGAUGCGAAUUGAUCUUAUAGAUCCUCACAAAACUGUUCAAAGACGUCCCUAUCGGUUGUCACCAUCAGAGCGACAAAUAGUAAAAGAUAAGAUUCAAGAACUUUUAAAUGCUAACAUUAUCCGGGAAAGUAAUUCACCUUUUGCUAGCCCUAUACUAUUAGUGAAGAAGAAAGACGGAACAGAUAGAAUGUGUGUUGACUACAGAGAAUUGAAUGAUAAUACUCGAUCUGAUCAUUAUCCUCUUCCCCGAAUUGAUGAUCAAAUUGAUAGACUUUGCGGUGCACAUUAUUUUACAUCACUUGACAUGGCCUCUGGGUUUCACCAAAUUCCAAUUCAUGCGGAAUCGAUAGAGCGUACGGCAUUUGUAACUCCGGAUGGCCAAUUUGAAUAUCUUACUAUGCCUUUUGGCCUUAAAAAUGCACCGCCUGUUUUUCAACGAUCUAUAAAUAAAGCUCUGAAAGGAUGUGAGGCUCUUGUAUAUAUGGAUGAUGUCUUGUGUGCGUCCGAAACUAUUGAACAAGGAUUGAAAUGUCUUGAAGAAGUUCUUAAAGCUCUUACAGAAGCCGGAUUUUCACUCAACAUUAAGAAAUGUCAUUUUAUGAAACGUGAAAUCGAUUACUUAGGUUAUCAAAUUCGUGCUGGAGAAAUUAGACCAAAUCCUAGGAAAAUUCAAGCUUUAGUUGAAGCUCGCAUUCCUCGUACGGUUACCCAA
Vollenhovia emeryi is the source of this 2187-nucleotide messenger RNA. RefSeq lists its product as uncharacterized. NCBI's taxonomy places the organism in Eukaryota, Metazoa, Arthropoda, Insecta, Hymenoptera, Formicidae. Gene Ontology annotation, biological process: proteolysis. The annotation marks the transcript as partial. The transcript has a single exon. Gene Ontology annotation, molecular function: aspartic-type endopeptidase activity; nucleic acid binding; zinc ion binding. The record is from RefSeq and is a predicted model, not a curated record.